AUGAAUCCUUAUAAAGAGAAUGCAAAAUUAUCUUUAGAUUAAUUGAUAGAAAAGAGAGUAAGUCAAUAAUAUUAUUAAGUAAGUGUGGAACAGGGAGAUAUUAAGUUUUAGCAUUAUCAAUCUUGGUUUUUAUAGAUUUAAAUGAUGGAUGUGAGUUAAUUUUAAUGAGUUUUUUAAUGCCUAUCCUAAAAUCUGAAUGGCAAUUAACAAGUUUAUAAAUCUAAGUCUUAACCAGUAUUUUUUAUUUAGGUAGAGUCUUCUAUUUCAAAAUAGAUAAGGAAUGGUAUUAGGUUCAUUAUUGACUGGAUUUGUUGCAGAUCGAAAAGGUAGAUUUAAAUGUAUUUACUUAUCUUGCUUAAUAUAAUUUUUUAUGGCAAACAGUUUUUUGCUUUGUACAAAUUUUUAUCAUAUGAUUUUUGCAAGAUUUGGAUAUGGUUUUGUUUAUGGUAUUUUGUACAAUUAAUUGAUAAGGAUUUUCAAUUCCUUUAACUACAACUAUGAUAUCUGAAAUUACAGCACCUGAUGUAAGAGGAAGAUUUUUAAUUGUUAUUAAUUUCUUUGUAUCUGUUGGUAAAAUUUAUGCAUUUUUAUUGGCAUUUUUAUGUCUUGAGAAUUUCAAUUAAGGAAAUUGGAGAUUUAUGAUGUGUUUAAGUUCAACAACUUCAUUAAUAGUUGGAAUUUUAGCAUGGAUUUAUUUAAUGGAGAGUCCUAGAUAUUUAAUGGGUAAUGGUUAAGUAAUAGAGGGUUUAAAUAUUAUUGAAGAAAUAAUUCAUAAAAAUUAAAAUAAUACAGGAAUAAUAAGUAAGUUAUUUAAGAGUGUAUAACCAGAAGUAUCAUCAGAUCCAUUUAAAGGAUCAAAGUAAGAUUAUAAAUUAUUCUAUUAAGAUAUGGAUAUAUUUCAGUCUAAGAGAGAAUAGCAAUAGAAAAAUGGGUAAUUAAAGUGUUUCGUUCUCAAAAAAAGGGAACACUGAUAGAAUUAUUUAAUAAAAAUAAUAAAAGUACAACCAUUAGAUUAUGGAUUAUAUGGUUUUGUAUUAAUUUUGUAAUUUAUUUUUAUAAAAUAUAUUAGAUGUAUUAUGGAUAGUUAUUAAUUCUACCAUUUAUUUUAGGAUCUAAAUAAAAAACAUUUGUUGACUAUCUAACUACUGUUUUAGGUGAAAUUCCAUCAAUCAUCCUAUCAUUGUUAAUAGUAGAAAUACCUUUUCUAGGGAGAAAGAACACAAUGACUAUCUCAUUUUUUUGUGCAACUAUAAUGCAUGUCUGGUCUUAUUAUGCUUCUUGGCCAUAUUUUUUUGCUCGUUUCUUUAUGAAAGAAUGUUGGGCUAUGCUUUAUCCUUAUUCUACUGAAAUAUUUCAUACUUCUAAUAGAACUUUGGGAUUUGGUAGUAGUGCUGCAGUUGGAAGGAUUGGUGCUGCCAUUUCUCCUUAUAUUUUAAUACCAUUAUUUGAGUAAGAAGCUCAUUUACCCUUUUUGGCUUUUGCUAUAAGUUCUGUUAUUUCUACAUUAUCUACAUUCACAUUACCUUAUGAUACAGUUGGUAAAUCAUUAGAUUUUUAGAAGUAAAUACAAUUUAAUUGAUAUAGUUCUGAUGGAGAAGUUGAGAGUAAUAAAGAGGAUGAAAUUAAAGAAAUUAUGAUGGUUUUAAUUGAAAAAAAAAAUUAGAACUGA
Paramecium pentaurelia is the source of this 1669-nucleotide messenger RNA. The record is from the annotation of a GenBank genome assembly. NCBI's taxonomy places the organism in Eukaryota, Ciliophora, Oligohymenophorea, Peniculida, Parameciidae.